Messenger RNA from Toxorhynchites rutilus septentrionalis, 773 nucleotides. RefSeq lists its product as uncharacterized. Lineage: Eukaryota; Metazoa; Arthropoda; Insecta; Diptera; Culicidae. Bases 125 to 529 code for a protein of 134 amino acids. The record is from RefSeq and is a predicted model, not a curated record. The transcript has a single exon.
ACCCCUUUGUUGUGAAUCACCAAUCGGGCUCGAAGCCCAAAUAAACAACAUAGCAAAAUACUGUGCAAUCGAAUAAAUAUUUGUGUUAAUGUUAAGUUAAUUCCAUCAUCCCCAUUCAGUGGAAAUGUUUUCCUUUUUCAAAAGCAAGAAACCUAGCCCGGUCCACACGGCAGAGGAACCGAUUCCGGGACCUAUUCCCCCAGCGCCCAGGGAUGAUGAUUUUAUCUUCAUAGAACAGAAAGGUUCCACGCCUCCAUCGGGUAUCACCGAUGGACUUUAUCCCAACCUUCCGGGUGUUCCAGUGCCAGCGGCCAAUUCGUCCGGUCAGGUACGCCAGAAAAGCGAAGAAAAAAUGAGUCAUCAUCUAGAGGGAGUGCCAUUCAAACUAGCCCCAACACUCGCCCCGGACAAUAAUGCGGAAAUUAGUCAGUAUCAAGUGAACGAAAUACUCGCGUUCAUCGCCAGAAGGAAGCACUCCCCACUGGAGUAUGAUUUUAGCCUCGAGAGAAGCGUGCUGUCGGAUGGGUGAAUCCGGAACGUUAACAGAACCCCAGUGGAUAAAGCUCAAGUGUCGAUUCGACUAGUUACUUCAGAAUGUUACUACGCAAUUCAGCAGCUAUUCGUGCAACGGUUUGCUAGUGAUGUGGCAUUAUAAAAUAUAAUAAUAGAUUUAAUGGCUAUGUUUGUAAAUCGCUCGUUGUUCAACAAAUGUCUAUGGAAAGCUUUAAAAAAACAUGUAAUGUAAACAAUGAAAUAAAUUUAUUAGAAAAAUA